AUGGCGUCUACUCUUCUCUGGACUCUCUUCCUCUUCGCCAUCAUCUUCUCGCUUCAAUCCCACGGAGAAGAAGAAGAUACGCCGAUCACUCGAUUCCAGCAAUACCUGAGAUUCAUAACUGCUCAUCCAAAUCCUAACUACGCCGCCCCGGUCUCUUUUCUCGUUGAUCAAGCUAAAUCAAUCGGUCUCACAACUCAAACAAUCGAAUUCGUCUCAGGAAAGCCAGUUCUUCUCGUCACAUGGCUCGGCUCGAAUCCUAAGCUUCCUUCGAUUCUCUUCAACUCUCAUCUCGAUUCCGUUCCUGCGGAAGCCGAGAAAUGGAUCCAUCCGCCGUUCUCGGCUCACCGGACCGCCGAUGGUCAUAUAUACGCUCGAGGCGCGCAGGACGAUAAGUGUAUCGGAGUUCAGUACCUGGAAUCAAUCAGGAAUUUGAAAUCGAGAGGCUUCUCUCCUCUUCGUACUGUUCACAUCUCUUACGUUCCCGAAGAAGAGAUCGGUGGAUUUGACGGGAUGGAGAAAUUCGCGGCGUCGGCGGAGUUCACAGAGCUGAAUGUUGGAUUUGCGAUGGACGAAGGGCAAGCAAAUCCAGGAGAUGAAUAUAGGGUUUUCUUUGCUGAUCGGACUCCAUGGGAACUCGUUAUCCGAGCUGAAGGAAUCCCAGGUCAUGGAGCUAAGCUUUAUGAUAAUGGGGCUAUGGAGAAUCUGAUGAAAAGUGUUGAGUUGAUCUCUAAGUUCAGGGAGACGCAGUUCGAUUUCGUUAAAGCUGGGAAAGCUGCGAAUUCAGAAGUUAUAUCUGUGAAUCCAGUUUAUCUCAAAGCAGGAACUCCUUCCAACACAGGAUUUGUGAUGAAUAUGCAGCCUUCAGAAGCAGAAGCUGGGUAUGAUCUAAGGUUGCCUCCAAUGGCGGAUCCAGAUGCUAUGAAGAAGAGGAUUGCUGAGGAAUGGGCUCCUUCUAUUAGGAACAUGACCUUCACGAUAAAAGAGAAAGGAAAGUUAAGGGACUAUUUAGGACGACCUAUAAUGACUCCAACAAAUGGUUCUAAUCCAUGGUGGUCUACUUUCAAGCAAGCUAUUGAAGCAACAGGAGGAAAACUGGCAAAGCCUGAAAUUUUGGCCUCAACUACAGAUGCACGCUUUAUCCGCACUUUGGGAAUUCCACUUUUGGGUUUCUCACCAAUGAUCAAUACUCCUAUUUUAUUGCAUGAUCAUAAUGAGUUUCUUAAAGAUACAGUGUUCAUGAAAGGAAUAGAAAUAUAUGAAUCGGUUAUCAGCAUUCUAAGUUCCUUUGAGGGAGUAUCUGAUCAAGUGAUUUGA
Messenger RNA from Thlaspi arvense, 1314 nucleotides. NCBI's taxonomy places the organism in Eukaryota, Viridiplantae, Streptophyta, Magnoliopsida, Brassicales, Brassicaceae. The record is from the annotation of a GenBank genome assembly.